Messenger RNA from Exaiptasia diaphana, 1746 nucleotides. Its product is annotated as beclin-1. The transcript is spliced from 15 exons. The record is from RefSeq and is a predicted model, not a curated record. NCBI's taxonomy places the organism in Eukaryota, Metazoa, Cnidaria, Anthozoa, Actiniaria, Aiptasiidae. Gene Ontology annotation, biological process: autophagy; late endosome to vacuole transport; cellular response to nitrogen starvation. Bases 161 to 1525 code for a protein of 454 amino acids. Gene Ontology annotation, cellular component: phosphatidylinositol 3-kinase complex, class III, type I; phagophore assembly site; phosphatidylinositol 3-kinase complex, class III, type II.
AGAACUCUGGGAAAUGGGACGAAGGUUCCUCGUCUUCAAUCAAAACAGGACUUGAAAUGAUUGAUUCUUUUGAGUUUCCAGCCAAAUGACUUCAAAUUUUGAAUACAAAUGAUUGCUUAACUGCACAAAUGACUUGGCAGUGUUGAGAAACUCUUGCAAUAUGGCUGCCAAGCAAGUAGAAGGAUACAAAGUUACMACUCAUGUCCAUUUUGUUUGUCAACGGUGCAACCAGCCACUGAACAUCGAUCCAAAUCUUUCUUCUCUUGAUUCAGAUGCUUUAGCAGAAUUAACAGAUCCUUUGCCCUCUUUUCCCCAAAAGAAAGAAACAACAGAAACAGAACAGAAUGCAGCAUUUAGUGAAAAUGUCAUUGAAUCAUCUGAGAAAACCAGAACAAGUGAUGAUCAAAAUGSUAUGGUUAUCAGAAGGACAAUUGUUCCUGAAAGAAUGCAUUCAGUAGAAGGAAAUGGGUUUACUYUGAUUGGAGAUACACAAGCAAUGCCAUCAGAUAGCUUCAGCCAUAAACUCAAAGUUACUACAAAGCUCUUUGAUGUAAUGUCAGGACAAACAGACAUUGACCAUCCACUUUGUGAAGAAUGUACAGACACAUUGCUCGAUCAACUUGAUCAACAAUUAAGAACCACUGAAGAUGAACUCAAAGAUUAUAAAGAGUUUUUACACAAACUUAAUGAAAAAAAUCUUGCAGGUGAUGAGUCACUCAGCAAGGAGCUUGCUGAUCUAGAAAUUGAGGAGAAAGAAUUGAUUGUAAAGCUCGAAGAAGUGGAAGAUGAACGCAAAAAAGUAUCUGAAGCUUUGGAGAAAGAAAAGCAAACAUCAAAAGAGCUUGACGAGGCAGAGAAAGCCUAUUAUAUAGAAUACUGUGAACUACAAAGAGAAUUGUUAGAAUUUGAAGAUGAACAACAAAGUGUUGAGAAUCAAUUACGCUAUGCACAAGCCCAGCUAGACAAGCUAAGAAAGACAAAUGUCUUUAACAGUACUUUUCACAUUUGGCACAAAGGACAUUUUGGAACUAUCAACAAUUUUAGACUUGGUCGACUACCUAGUGUUCCUGUUGAAUGGAGUGAAAUCAAUGCAGCUUGGGGUCAAACAGUUUUGCUACUUCACUCUCUUGCUCGUAAAAUGAACCUUACUUUUGAGAGGUAUCGACUUGUUCCAUUUGGAAAUCAUUCUUACUUGGAAUCUCUCUCUGACAAGUCCAAGGAAUUACCAUUAUAUGGAUCAGGAGGAUUUCGUUUUUUCUGGGACACAAAAUUUGACCAUGCUAUGGUUGCUUUUCUUGAUUGUCUACAGCAGUUCAAGGAAGCAGUUGAGAAAGUAGAUAAGCGGUUCUGUUUGCCAUACAGAAUGGAAAAAGGAAAAAUAUACGAUUCAAGUGGAAGUGGUGGAGCGUUUUCAAUAAAAAUCCAGUUCAAUUCUGAAGAGCAGUGGACAAAAGCACUUAAGUUUAUGCUUACGAACUUAAAAUGGGGUCUCGCUUGGGUUUCUUCACAAUUUACUGAUAAUUAGUUUUGUACUURUAUAAAUGCUUGAGAUCUGCGAAGAUCUAAGAUAAUGUACUAGUCAUCUUUUGUAUACAAGAUUCACGUCUUGGGUUUCCUGCGGUUUGAUUGACMGCGAGGGAAUGAAACUUUUGCACCUAACUUCAGAUGCGAUUUUAGGAACUCUUCUUAUGUAUAUAAGAAUUAUAUAAAACAAGAUGAUUAAAAGAAUAUAUAUAUUAUUGGAUA